GCAGUGCGGCGCUGUUUAAAGAUGGCGGCGGAGGAACCUCAGCAGCAGAAGCAGGAGCCGCUGGGCAGCGACUCCGAAGGCGUUAACUGUCUGGCCUAUGAUGAAGCCAUCAUGGCUCAGCAGGACCGAAUUCAGCAAGAGAUCGCUGUGCAGAACCCUCUCGUGUCAGAGCGGCUGGAGCUCUCUGUCCUGUACAAGGAAUAUGCUGAGGAUGACAACAUCUACCAACAGAAGAUCAAGGACCUCCACAAAAAGUACUCAUACAUCCGGAAGACCAGGCCUGAUGGAAACUGCUUCUAUCGAGCUUUUGGAUUCUCCCACUUGGAGGCACUGCUGGAUGACAGCAAGGAAUUGCAACGGUUCAAGGCUGUGUCUGCCAAGAGCAAAGAGGACUUGGUGUCCCAGGGCUUCACUGAGUUUACAAUUGAGGAUUUCCACAACACGUUCAUGGACCUGAUUGAGCAGGUGGAGAAGCAGGUCUCCGUAGCUGACUUGCUGGCCUCCUUCAAUGACCAGAGCACCUCGGACUACCUUGUGGUCUACCUGCGGCUGCUCACCUCAGGCUACCUGCAGCGGGAGAGCAAGUUCUUUGAGCACUUCAUCGAGGGCGGGCGGACUGUCAAGGAGUUCUGCCAGCAGGAGGUGGAGCCCAUGUGCAAGGAGAGUGACCACAUCCACAUCAUUGCGCUGGCCCAGGCCCUCAGCGUCUCCAUCCAGGUGGAGUACAUGGACCGCGGUGAGGGCGGCACCACCAACCCGCAUGUCUUCCCGGAGGGCUCCGAGCCCAAGGUCUACCUUCUCUACCGGCCUGGACACUACGACAUCCUUUACAAAUAGGGCUGGCCCUGGCCUGCCGCUGCCCUGCCUGCCCUCCCCUCUGCCAGGCGCUAGACAUGUACAGAGGUUUUUUUGUGGUUGUAAAUGGUCAUAUUUCACUCUUCCCCUUUUUUCCUGUCAUACAACCUUCCAUGUUUUAUUAAAGGGGAUGCUGGUGGUGAGCCGCGUGUGUGCCUGUCCCUGCACUGCUGCCCGCCUGGCUGCUGUGUGUCUGGCUGUGACCCUCCCCCCAGGUGGGUUCCCCCAGCUUUCCAUCUGUCUACCCCCAGGCUUCCCUACGAGGAACAGUUUUGAGGGGGCCAGUCCUCUUGGGGACCCCUCUUGGCUACUUGGAGUUCUGCUUCCUUAAGUCCUCACCCCUUUCCUCCUUAGCUGGCCCACUGGUUUCCAUGGGAAUCUAAAUUCCUUGGGGACUUACCCAGGGUCCCAGGGCUACCAGCACUUGAAGCUGCUCCCUCACAGGCCCUGCGUUCAUUCUACCAUCCUGGCCAGGGUCCCAGACCCAGCUCCCUACCUUCCACCCGAUCUGCACGGUCAGGGAGUCCUGGAUGGAGAGGGCUAUGUGAUGCUGGGGCCUGGCUCAGGGCAGGUGGAGGAGCAGGGGCACCCACAGUGUGCCCCCAGGUGGUGCCUACCUGGUGGGGGAGGGGUAACCUUCAAAUCUGCACUUGGUCCUCAGUCCUCAGAUCUAGGCAGGACUUGCCAGUCCCCCUCUUCCCCCCACCCUGCCCCUGGGCCCCUGCCUGUGCCUGCUUUGCCCCCCUUUGCUUGGGCCACGUGUGUCUGCCUUGCCUGCCUUCUUGCCUUCACCUCUUUUCUCCCCCACCCCAGCUCAUGUGGGCCUUCAGCUCCCAGGCUGUGAGGUCUGCGGGGCAGGCCCUCAAUAAAUGUGAAGUGCUGCUGC
Molecule: messenger RNA, 1741 nt
Organism: Cynocephalus volans (Philippine flying lemur)
Lineage: Eukaryota; Metazoa; Chordata; Mammalia; Dermoptera; Cynocephalidae
Gene: OTUB1
Product: OTU deubiquitinase, ubiquitin aldehyde binding 1
Exons: 7
Coding region: 22-837 (271 amino acids)
Biological process (GO): protein K48-linked deubiquitination; negative regulation of double-strand break repair
Cellular component (GO): nucleus
Molecular function (GO): ubiquitin binding; cysteine-type deubiquitinase activity
Source: RefSeq, a predicted model, not a curated record